Molecule: messenger RNA, 878 nt
Organism: Anopheles funestus (African malaria mosquito)
Lineage: Eukaryota; Metazoa; Arthropoda; Insecta; Diptera; Culicidae
Product: prisilkin-39
Exons: 3
Coding region: 84-404 (106 amino acids)
Source: RefSeq, a predicted model, not a curated record
GGCAAAACAGCUUCGCCAAGGAAGUGAUUCUGUGCGCAAAAAAAACCCCUAACCAGCGUACUUUUGUAAACUCUCCACCUGCAAUGGCAUCGUUCAAAGCUACCCUGUUCUUCGCCCUCGUCGCCCUCGUCGCGAUCGUGUCGGCCAUCCCCGCUCCGCAACAACCGGCCGCAGCCCGGCAACCAAUCGAACCCCGACCAGCGGCCGCAGCUGAUGCAGCGGACGAACUGGAAGCCGGUGCCGACGAUAAGGAUCUGAAGGGUGCUUCCUCCUUUGGCUACGGUUACUACGGCUACCCGGGAUACUACGGUGGAUAUGCGUACCCUGGAUACGCCUACAGCUAUGGAUGGGGUCGCUAUCCGUACUACCGUUACGGAGGACUGUACGGAGGCUACUGGUACUAAAGAGUGUGCUAGAUCACCCAUUAAGCCAUUGCCAUCACGCACCCGGAAUAAGCAACGCAACGCAUUGAUCUGUCUUCACCGGAACAUCGACCUACACCCCAAUACCCAACCACCACUGUUUGCCGUCCCCUUUUUACUGUUAUCUCUCGUCAAUACUUCUUCCAAGCAGACCCUCUUCCGAUCACAAACUUGACUCAACUUUUUGUAUAAGCAAUAGCAAGGUACCUCUCUUUGCUCUUUUGUUAACGUUUCCUUACCCUAUUUCGGUAACGAUACCGAGCUUCUAAUCUGUUUCGGUGUUGCUCGUUUUGUUCAUGUAACUAUUGUAUUAACGUUUAUAUUUAUACAAACAAAGAAAAACCAAAACGCUGCCGUUCGAAAGAAGAAACGAUGAAACAAACAAAAAUAAGAAACUGGAAAUUUUUUGUACAUAAUGGUUAUUCUUUUUUUCUAAUAAAAAGAGCAUAAACAAUA